CCACACUUUCCUUUCUUUGUCAGAUCAUUUCUUGGUAAAACAUGAACGUGGUUAAUUCGGUUUUAGUUUAGGAAUAUUUUUAAUGCCAAAAAGUCGAAAGGGCUCAAAUGUAUUCGGCGUUUGAAGCGCUCCUCACAGAACGCGGAUCUGACGUCACUGAACGCUGAGCUUGACGCGCAAGUACCCAGACUGCUGCGCGCAAUUGCGCUUCAUUCAACUGCGGUUGAGGUUCGAUGCGGGUGCGGAAUCUUUUCUCUACAGUUGUUAAAAUGGGACGAUUCCUGGUUAAAUAAACGACUAAUAACGACAAAAGAGGAUUUAUUUUUUUGAUUUUCGUAUAUUCUUGCUUAAGUUUUUGUUAUCUUAUUGCGAAUUUUUCUGUUAUCUGUCAAAUAACUGGAUUAAUUUUGCAUUAUGAGUAACAUUUCUCCUCACGUUUUCGCCAAGAAAUGAUUAGGAACCCGUGACCGGAUCGCUUCAGUUACUUUACUGUCAACGAAACGAAUAUGGCAAAAAAUAUUACAGACGUCCCGAGGGAUAAUUUAAGUAAGAUAUCGGAUGAAGAGCUACUUAAAUGUAGCAAAGAAGAGCUUCUCAGGAGACUCCGAAAAGCGGAUAACGAGAAGAUGAACUUGAUGGCGGAGCAUGGGAACAUGAUGAAGGACGUUAACCGCAGACUGCAAGUGCAUCUCCACGAGAUACGGAGUUUGAAGGAGGUCAACCAGAAACUGCAAGAGGACAACCAGGAGCUUAGGGAACUGUGCUGCUUUUUGGAUGAUGAUCGGCAGAAAGGGAAAAAGCUUUCAAGGGAAUGGCAGAGAUUUGGCAGGUAUACCGCCAGUGUUAUGUGGAAGGAGGUUAGCGUGUUCCAGCAAAAACUGAAAGAUCUGGAAGCUGGACAGGAGAGUCUAAUGAAAGAAAAUACAGAGUUGAAGGAGAUAAUUGUAAUGUUGGAUGAUGAGAGGAAUGGGGCUGGAUCUAGGAGCUCCAUAGACAGCCAGUCUAGUUUGAAUAACCUGAAUGGUGGCUCUGGUACAGUGAGAGAUGUUGGAGAUGGGAGCAGCACAUCCAGUACUGGUAGUGCUGGAAGUCCAGAUCACCAUCACAUUCAUCUUCUUAAGCCUUCAGAGGGCAAGAUGGUGUCUAUACGAAGGUCUAUGGAUGAUCUGUCCACAAACCAUAUGCUUAGGACCAUACCCAAUGGACAUAAUGAUUCUUCUUCAAACUACAUUCACCAACUAGAGACUAAAGUCCGGAUUUUAGAGGAUGACAACAAACAGCUGUUAUCUCAGCAGGGGAACGUUGGAGAUCUGAAGACGCUUCGGAAAGGGUUGUCCCUGUAUCACUCAGAGUCCCAGCUCACCUCGCUUUCUCAGUAUCAGGACACAUUACCGAACGGUUCUACACGGAUGUCUGGAGGGGAUCUGCCAUCCCCUGUCACAGGAUACUUACCCGCAGCACAGAAACCUGAAGCUGUAGUACAUGCCAUGAAAGUAUUGGAGGUGCAUGAAAACCUGGAUAGGAAAAUCUCAGAGGACUAUGAGGAGGACCUUAGUGAGAAAGAGAAAGCAAUUGUUAGACAGAUGUGUAAUGUGGUGUGGCGUAAGCUCGGUGACGCGACGGGAUCGAAACCCUCCAUCCGCCAACAUCUCUCUGGGAAUCAGUUCAAAGGCCCUUUGUAGCUCCGUGUCAAUGACCAGCAGAGCUUUGAACAAACAAAUAAAUCUGUGAAUAUGACAAGAGGAACAGACAGUCUCAAAACUAGGCAACUUUGCAUCUACUGCCAGCUUCUCUUCUCUCUGCCCAUUGCAUUCAGCUGACAUGUCAGUCCUAUUGCAGCUGGUAGAAUAUACAGUAAUAUUUAAAGGUUUCACUACAAGCACAAGCAAAAUAAUAGAUCGAUUUAUCUGCAUACCAUACCAGUAUUCAGAAAAGGCAGCUUAAUAUAUUCGUGUUUUAUUCCAGCUAUAGAAAAAAGCACAGGGCUUAGAUUACAUCUCUUAAAACCACUCCAACAUAAUUUAACUAUUUCACUCCUAAAAACUCUUAGAUUUUGACCACUACAUAUUAUUCAUGGUUAUGGCAGGCAAUAAAAUUCCAGUUUCUUCCUUGAAAAAAAUAUAUUGAAUCACCAAAGCCACUGGAAGUUCAUUUGCAACCUAUUAGCUCAGGUUCCCAUACUUUACAUUUAAUAAGUCAGUAAAAACUUAAUUCUAAAAACUUAAAGGUGCAUUGUGUACAUUUUAGAAGGAUCUCUUUACAGAAAUGCAAUAUAAUCCACAUAACUAUAUUAUCAGUGGUGUAUGAAGACCUUACAAAAUAAACUGUAUUGUUUUUAUUACCUUAGAAUGAGCCGUUUUCAUCUACAUACACUGCGGGUACCCUUACAUGGAAGUUGCUGCCAUGUUUCUACAGUAGCCCUAUAUGGACAAACUGUUCAUUAGCAUGCUACGUUUUGUCACAGACGAUGACGUUUGUUCUGUGGCGGCUAACGUAGCUUUUCUAUGCGUUUCGAAAGGGAGGGGUGAGCUGUGGACUGAGCUGUUGGUUGCAAUUCACAGUCUCACCACUAGAUGCCGCUAAUAAUCUACACAGUGGACCUUUAAAUUUCAUUUACUAUUAAAUAAAUUUUGUAAUAAAUGUUAUAAAGCUAAACAAAUUGAAGUCACAAAGUUGCAAGGAAUAUGUAAUGUAUUGACAAUCAUGAUUAAUUGAAGCUGCUUUCAGUUUUGUUGUCAAAUGAAAGCAAAUAUGGCCAAGCACUCUAAACGAUGCAUAUGAGACUUUAUGGCUUUGUGGUGACAUGUAUACACCCCUUCCUUUAAAGUACUAUUCAAUCUAUAUGAGGUCUAUAGAUUACUGUUGUCCUUUUUGUACAAUUCUACCUUCUAGAUACUUAAUAGGUGCAAUAGUCAAACCGAGAAGAUACUGUAUUGGCUGUGGGAGUAUUAUGUGCUUUCAUUUCAGUCUGGAAUAGCGUAACUGAUUCAAGUUUACAGUUCUGGGUAUCUUCAAUACAAUAUCUUUAAAAGCAGUCGUAUGAUGAAACUUUAGCACGUGCGGUUUUAAUGAAGUAAAGUAGGUGGUGAUUGGAGCAUGUAAAAUACCUCAGCCAAUCACACUGUCCCUUACACAUAGCUUAACAUUUCUGCACAUAGUUAAAACAUUAUACAAUCGAGCCCUAGGUGUUAAAAACACGCUAUGCGGUUUUAUUGUUAAUAAUAAGGUUUCGCUGAGUUUUAUUUCUGUUCCAUAGACUUAGUUCAUGAGACCACCACGCAAUAUGUAUAUGAGAUAGCACAGUUUUGUGUGUAUUUGAUCUCUAUAGAAAUCUUAUGAAUGGACGAUUUUAGUUAAAUAAGGGAUGCAGUAAAUGAUUUUGAGUUUGUAAAUGAGAUCUGCCUCAAAAGAUACUUGCUGCAUUCAAACAAAUGAUCUUUUUUGAAAACCAGUGACCCAAUAAGCCAUAAUUUUGUAUUGUUCGUUUAAAUCAAAGCUAUUUUGAGCUUUGCAGAAAUCCGUCAAACGAUCAAGUUAUUUUUGUAUUAAAUCUGCGAUUGUUUGAAAGUUUCAUUCAUUUGUAUAUUUAUAAGAGCACUUUCACAGUGCUAAAUUGAAUUAACAUUCGUAUUGGAUGGUUUUGUUCACCUUAGAUGCAGCAGGUGGCUUUUGGCAGCGCGUUAACUUGUUUGUUCUACAUUUAAGUGGACAAAAUGAGCAGCAAACAUUUUAAAAAGGAAAGACUAUAAUUACGCAUUUACGUAUAGACCUUUUAUAAUUAUGUAUUUGCGUAUGGAGGUUUUUUGAUAAUUAAGAUGUGUGAUCAAAACAGUAUAAAUUGUCUCACAGUACCUAAAAAAAAUAGGUACACCCAUUUCUAAAAACUAUUUUAUUUUUGAUUUUGUUUUUUAAGUGUCAUUUAUAAACAGAUAUCGUCUACACAACUACUGAUUUUUGAUUAUAUUUGUUCAUUUAAAAGCACAAAAGAAUCUGAAAUGCUGUUAUUUUCUUUUUUUCAAAUGCACUGCUUCUUUUGUGAAUAAGGAUUUGAUAUGUUUAAAUUGUUUUUAAAUUCAAUGUUCGGUUUAGCUUGUCUGUAUGUUAAAUAUAAAACUGUAUUCUAGGACAUACAAUUCAGUGCUAUGUAAAUAACUUACUGUAGAAUACCUGUAACUAGCAUGUUUAUAUAUUUUAAUAAGCUGUAUGUAGCCGAGAAUGGACCUGUAUUUUAGCAGAUAAAUAAAUUGCAAUAACCCUCUUGUAGGUUCAAAAGAAAA
Molecule: messenger RNA, 4277 nt
Organism: Misgurnus anguillicaudatus (oriental weatherfish)
Lineage: Eukaryota; Metazoa; Chordata; Actinopteri; Cypriniformes; Cobitidae
Gene: ccdc85ca
Product: coiled-coil domain containing 85C, a
Cellular component (GO): apical junction complex
Source: RefSeq, a predicted model, not a curated record